Molecule: messenger RNA, 7057 nt
Organism: Carassius gibelio (silver crucian carp)
Lineage: Eukaryota; Metazoa; Chordata; Actinopteri; Cypriniformes; Cyprinidae
Gene: angpt2a
Product: angiopoietin 2a
Exons: 9
Coding region: 4954-6423 (489 amino acids)
Biological process (GO): Tie signaling pathway
Molecular function (GO): receptor tyrosine kinase binding
Source: RefSeq, a predicted model, not a curated record
UACAUUUAUUUCUGUGUGAUUAAUUUUGAGUCCUGAUAAAUUAAUUCAUUAUGAUCAAUGUAUCACGUAUUCUAUAGUAAAACAUAGAUAUUUUUGAAUUUCAAAUAUUUAACAAAGCAUGCAAACAAAUGGCAGCUUUUAUCAUGGCAGCUAGUUCCAGUGACUUAUUUCUUAGUUUUCUGAUAACUUCUCUUUUUUGCUGAAAUGAUGGGGUUUCAGGACGGUGUGCUGAGAGGCGUUUAAAGGGCAUUUUUUAGUCAUGCGCAGCGUACUUCAGGCCCUGACUGUGGAAACGCUGUGCUAUUCUGGACCUCGGUGCUACUGGGCCGAGGCUGUGAGCCCCGCCUGGCCCGUUUUAACCUGGCCCGACAGUGGAAAUGCGGCUACUGAUUAUAGUCAGACUGAUGAUACAUGUGGCAACUUUUUGAGCAAUGUUGCCAGGCAACUUCGGGCAAAUGAGGCCAUCAACAGGCACCCAGGUGAGACACAGGGCCUACAACCUAUCUAAUCUAAAUUGCUCAAAAAAAAGUUGCCCCAUGUAUCAUAAGCCUUAGAUUUGUUCAUAUUUAAAAACAUUUAGAUGUAUGUUGUGCAUCAGGUGAUAGUCUGUCAAAUAAAAGGCAUUGUUAUCUGUCAGUCAUUUCCACGCUGUUAGAAAAAAAAAAAAAAAAAAAUUUAAUAAAAUUUUAGAUGAGUUAAACAUCUGUCCACUGCAGAGGUAGAUAUUCCAGAACUAAUUUAUCUCCCAUUUGUUUAUUUUUAAAGUGCAACCUUUGGUUUUGUUUUUAAACAAAACAGCACAGUGGUCCUGUCACAAUUGCUGUAUAGUUUACAUCAGUUUAAGCUCAGUAAAACGGCACAUAAUGGUCACAAAAUCGCCUAUCAUGUUCAUCCUUCUGAAUGAUAAAACGGCAAAAGGAAAACGAGUUAGUGACAGAAGUGAAAAUAGUUUUUAUUUAAUUUUAUUCUAUAGCUUCAGGAGAAAGUAGAAGUUAAUGAUAAAUGAAUGAUGAGCCAAUUUUUUAUUUUUUUUACAAAACGUGAACAGGUCGCUAGUGUAAUACAAAGAAAAAGAGUCCCAAAACUGUAAAUGACAAACCCUUUUAUCAGAAUAAAAGGGACAAAGUUUUUGUAUGCUGUAAACUCUGUUUAAGAAAAAUAAGGACAUUGUGUAAUUUCCUUCCUCCUGCAACUUCCUUAUAGCAUUAAGUAACACAAACAGGAGCCCUCCCACGCAAUGUUAUGGGGAGAUAUGUUUCAGCCCCUGCACCUGAGCAAUGACAGGCCAUCCUGCUCUGAUUUUGGGGGAAAGUAGCAAUCAUUUCAGAAAUUAGGGGGACAGAAAUGUAAAAUGUAAUAAUAAUAAUAGGCCUAAUAGUAUCCAUUUAUAUAUGUCUAACGGACCAAAAAAAAAUAAAAAUACUUAUUUAAAAUGGCAAAAAAUAAAAUACACUGCUGGACAACAGCCUUUCAUUUGUCUUCAAUAAUAUGUUUUUUAUAUAUUAAACUAAUGACAAUUUUAUGAUUAUGAUUGUAUAAUCAAACACUUUUUCAAUUUUUAUCAGAGUAAAGCAGAAAAUAUAUUUUAUAGCUUCUGUACUGUAAUUAAUGCUGUGUUAAUUACCACUGUAUCAUUCAUAUAAAUGACUUGAAAACACACACAUAAACCAUAUAGCAGCCUGUAGCCGUAGACUGGUUGUUCACUGAAGCUAAGCAGGGUUGAGCCUGGUCAGUACCUUGAUGGGAGACCUCCUGGGAAUACUAGGUUGCUCCUGAAAGAGGUGUUAGUGAGGCCAGCAUGGGAUGCUCACCCUGUGGUCUGUGUGGGUCUUAAUGCCCCAUUGUAAUGAUGGGGACACUAUAAUGACAAAAAGCACUGUCUUUCGGAUGAGACAUUAAACUGAGAUCCUGACUCUCUGUGGUCAUUAAAAAAUUCCCUGGCAUCCUGGCCAAAUUCGCCCACUGGCCUCUUACCAUCAUGGCUUCUAACCAUCCCCAUAUCUGUUGAUUGGCUUCAUCACUCUGUCUCCUCUCCAUCAAUAAGCUGGUGUGUGUCUACGGUCUUCAAAUUUCAUCAGUUAAGGUUUAUGCUUAGCAACAGUGGGAUGUUUUGUCCAUAUUAGGGAUUUCCUGGCAUUAAAAUGUAUUUCUAUCAUACGAGUACGUUUUGGACUUUCUGCAAAAGAUUGGCAUCUGGCUUCAAGUAUGAAUGAAAUAUACAGCACAUGAGAGCGCUCCAUGAUGUUCACGUUUAGGAUAAAAAUAAAACCUAUGCAAAACGACGUGACUAGUAUAUUGAUGAAAGAGCCAUGGGGUUGCCGACUCCUGUGAGAGCUUGAAAGCAUUAUUUUUUUCAUAGUUUGGCUGGUCCUGCGACUUAUAGUCAGGUGCGACUUAUCAAAAUUAAUUUGACAUGAACCGAGAGAAAUGAACCAAGAGAAAACAUUACCGUCUACAGCCGCGAGAGGGCGCUCUAUGCUGCUCAGUGCUCCUGUAGCCUACACUGAAAACACAGAGCGCCCUCUCGGGGCUGUAGACGGUAAUGUUUUACCUUGGUUCUUGGUUCUAAAUAAGUGCGACUUACAGUCCAGUGCGACUUAUAUGUUUUUUUCCUCGUCAUUACGUAUUUUUGGACUGAUGUGACUUAUAUUUAGGUACGACUUCUAGUCCGAAAAAUAUGGUAUAUUUGACUCGCAGCUCUUCUGGAUUACCUUGCCAUGAAAAAGCAAAACGUUUUUUUAGUAACUUCUCUUUUUGGACCAAAGAGGACAUUGUAAGUUUUGGAAAUGUGUCUCCCAACCCUGUUCCUGGAGAUGUGUUUGAUAAUGUGCACCUCCAAGAACAGGGUUGAGUAAUGUGUUGAAGUACACCAUACACAAGCUUUUAAACUUAAAAUAGUAAACAGUGAAUAACAUUGAAUUUAUUAUGACUACUUAUACUUAAUAAUACAAAUGUAUAACAUUUAGUACACUGGUUUGUCAAAAGUGGAAUAAAGAAUUAAAUAAAAAAUGUUGAGGUACAUAUCCAGUGAAUACUGUCACGCACUCUAGACUGAAAAGGAGCCUUGAUCGUCAUCAUAAAGCAAUGUUCUCUCAGGUGUUAAUGAAUGUGACGACAAGAACUUGAUAUCCAAGCAGGAGACACCCAAGGGGUUAAAAGACAAAACAUCCUCUGAGCGGAAUUAUUUCCUCCCUCAACACCUGCCUUCCCCUUCCUCCAUGUCAGCUUUUCAGGCCAAUAUACUGUGAUCAUAGGAAAUGAGGAAAUGCUAUGACAAACUGGCCUAAUAGUAUUCUAUUUUUAAAUUCCAAUACUAAUGCAGAAUCAGACUUCAAUUUUAAUGGAAUAUAGACUGACUGUAAUUUGGAAAACAUAACGCAUCUUUUAAUUAACCAUAAGUCAUUAGUUUAACAGCUUUUACAACAGCCACAACAGUCUCAGUUUGCUACGUCACAAACCAACAACCAAAUCACGUCAAGGGAUUCAUUCCCAUCACUAGCAUGCAAAGUAUACCAAUACCAACACAAAACCAAAAAUAGAGCAAAAAACUCAUGAAGCCAUGGUUUAAUGUGAGUUUAGAACUGUUAACUUGCAUUAUAGCCCAUGGCAACAGUGUAAAAGUAGCCCGGAGUCAGACCCACCUCUCCCACAUUGCUGUCUGCGAAUUAAGAAUCACAAAUGGUUGUAUUUAAGGCUUCAAGGCAUUUCAGGACAUAACAUUAUCAAGUAACUUUAACGUAUGUUACAGUAUUCACUGUAGUUGUCUGCAAGUAAAAACAGUUUUAUCAGUCAUUAUCUUUGUAUGCCAUUGUUUUGCAUUUACUACAGUUCAGUUGAUCAGGAGGCGCUGGCUGGUGUCACUGAGUAGGGCUGGGACUAAUUUGCAUUUUCAUAGAUCAGUGUAUAGGCUAGUAAAUGAGGGUGUUGUGUUACACUCAAGCUAUUUUAAUGAGCUAUUUCAUGAGAAAAUUAACACAAGAAAAAAAAACAUUUAAAUAUGUCAUUCUAAUUAUCAAAGAUAAGUUUUAAGAGAUAAAAUAUUUGAAUACGGGGGACUUUAAUUACAAAUCAUAUUAACAAAAUCUGAGUACCAAGUUAACCUGAAAAAGUUACAAUUUGUAAAUUUCUACAGAAUUUCUGAGGAUGUUUUACCCAUCUUUAUUUUAUAUUUUUCAAAAACCUAAAACCUCAUUUCGAGUUUUCAAUGACAAAAUUCUCAGACUUUUGGACCCCGUUGUACUCUAGAUCUAGGGCAGGAAAUUAUGGUCUAGAAAUGAUAGCGUGAGUGACAACUGAAAGACCAACCACUUUAUCUCUCUUUAAACAUGCAGGGGGAACAGAGCUUUGAAGAUGAGAAUGUAGAAGGACAAAAGCACAGCAAAACACACAUCUGGACAUGUGGUCCUAUGGUUUGACUUGGACACUGCUGAAGUUGCGUUACUUGAAUUAUACAGCUGCAUCCUGAGUUGCUUUUUUUCUGUAGCAGCCCUCUAAGAAAAAAACAAAUACAACCAUUGCGUCCCCAUCCUCUCCCAAUAGUAGGACCCACUGUCUUGGCUUUGGCUGGAGCAGAUACAGACAAGGAGGAGCAUCCAGCAGUAAGAGUUUAAUUAGAGAUCUUAUCCAAGCAGCACUUUUCAAACGGAGGUCAUAGGUCAUGGGAGGAGUGUCAGUACUUUCACAGAGGACUCUAUUAAGAAAACAGCCUCUUAGACUGAUGAGAGAUGAGUAAAAGCAGCCAGGGAGCAAAUGACAUUCUAUUUGUGCUUCUGUGACACGGUCUCCUCCUCCUACUCUUGAUGGCAUAUAAGAGAAGCUCACUCACAGUGGGAGCACAAUCCUGGAAAAGGAGAAUCAACUGGAUGUAGACACUGAGAGGCUUUAUUCUUGCAACAUCCAGACCUCUAAUUAAUUACUUGCACAGGUAGUAUUAUUAAAAGUUUCAGAACAAACAUGCUGAAUGCCGGGAUACUAUUACUACUAAGUUAUUGCCUUAGUGUUGGGGAAGCAUUUACAGCCAAUUCAGAUACAACAGGAAAGAAGCAGUACCAGAUACAGAAUGGGCCCUGCACCUACACCUUUCUGCUUCCAGAACCACAGGACUGUGAAGGCCCUUCGAGCACCUACACCAACCAAGUACAACGAGAUGACCUGGUUGACUAUGACAGCUCAAUCCAAAGACUGGAACAACUAGAAACCAUCAUGGAAAACAACACGCAAUGGCUGCAGAAGCUGGAGAACUACAUCCAGGAGAACCUCAAACAAGACAUGGCCCAAAUUCAAAAUGAUGUAGUUCAAAACCACACAGUGACCAUGAUCAAGAUUGGGACCAGUCUCCUGAGUCAGACAGCAGAGCAAACUCGAAAAAUCACUACUGUAGAGGCACAGGUUAUUAACCAAACAACUCGACUUGAACGUCAGCUUCUUGAGAACUCCAUUUCAACCAGCAAAUUGGAAAAAGAAAUUCUACAGCAGAUAAAAGAAAUCAACAAACUGAAUGAAAAAAACAGUGUCCUGGAGAAACGAGUCGAGAAGAUAGAAGGAAAGAGAAAUAGUGAGCUAGAAGACCUCAAAGAGGAGAAGGAACAGCUAAAAAAGUUGGUGGAAAAGCAGACUAACAUAAUGAAAGAGAUGGAGCAACAACUGAUCCAAACCUCUUCCGAUAACUCUGCCAUGAAGCAGCAGCAGCAAGAACUGACAAAUACAGUCAACAACCUAAUCCACACAAUCUCUGUGGGUAGCAAUUCAAUGAUGCAGGACAACCCAGAUCAGUACAAUGACUGUGCUGCUGUCUUCAGUGUAGGGAACAAGGAAAGCGGUGUCUUCACAUUGACUAUGCCUGAUACAAAACAGCAGUUUAAGGCCUACUGUGACAUGCAGACAGAUGGAGGUGGAUGGACAGUAAUACAGAAGCGCUUUAACGGCCUUGUUGAUUUUCAUCAAACGUGGAAAAAUUACACAUUGGGGUUUGGAGAUAUCUUAGGUGAACACUGGUUGGGGAAUGAAAUCAUCUCUAAAUUGACACAAGAAAAACAGUAUGUGCUCAGGAUAGAUCUGAUGGACUGGGAGGGAAAUGCAGCCUUUUCAAAAUACGAGCAGUUCUCACUAGAUGGUGAGAAGCAGAAUUACAGGAUACACCUCAAUGGCUACAGUGGAACAGCAGGGAGAACCAGUAGCAUGGGACAGCCUGGAAGUGAUUUCAGCACAAAAGACAUAGACCAUGACAAAUGUGUUUGCAAAUGCUCACAAAUGCUUUCAGGAGGUUGGUGGUUUGAUGCCUGUGGACCAUCUAAUCUCAAUGGCGUAUAUUACCAGCAAGGGCAGAACACCAAUCGCUUUAAUGGUAUCAAAUGGUACUAUUGGAAAGGUUCGGCAUAUUCACUAAAGGCCACCACUAUGAUGAUAAGACCAUCGAACUUCUGAGCCUCUACUUUUAACGCACAAUAAUUACUGAUGCCACUGCUUUUCUUUUCCUGUAAGGAAAAUUUUGGUGGCUUGACUUUCAUGCACCUCUGAUAAAUGAUUAUUAUUAAGUAGAUCAAGCACUUGAGAAAAAGCAAAGUUAAAUAGCUAAUCACCUGAACAUAAAAACAUGGCUUACAACAUAAUAAAAUGGAGCUUAAUCAAUGGACAUUUUUUGCUGAAAUGGAAGUAUAAAUACUUGCUGUUAAUUGAAGACAAUAAUUGAAGAAUAACAGUUUUAAAAGGGAACACCACUGUAAAUGGAAUUACCUUGAUGCUUCAAAUAAUUUCUAAAAUGUAUAUAGAUAAAUAUAAUUAAUUAUUAUUUUCUUAUUGUGCUUAUUUUAUUUUUUAUUAAUAUAUUGUAAACAAAAUUACAGAAAUGUAUGUAUUUUCAAUGUAACCAUGGUACAAUUUAAAUGCAUCAUGCUGAGGACAUUCUUUACAAUUGUCUUACAAAUUGUUAGUCUACAAAGCUGUUGUUUACACAUGGUUUAGUGCUUUUGAAUUUCUUAACUGUGGGCAUUUGUGGAAAGAUGACCAGACUCCACAGCACUCCUGAAAGGUUGUUCCAAAUUAAAAUUGCCAUAAUUUA